Messenger RNA from Raphanus sativus (radish), 1051 nucleotides. RefSeq names its product non-specific lipid transfer protein GPI-anchored 5. The record is from RefSeq and is a predicted model, not a curated record. Bases 320 to 826 code for a protein of 168 amino acids. Lineage: Eukaryota; Viridiplantae; Streptophyta; Magnoliopsida; Brassicales; Brassicaceae. Gene Ontology annotation, biological process: lipid transport. Gene Ontology annotation, molecular function: lipid binding. The transcript has 3 exons.
GGAGGUAGUUUAACAGCCCAGCCUAAGACCGUCACCAAAGACCACUGACCUAGAACAAACAGAACCAGUUCUGUUCACAACACAACACUUCGUGUCCAAACAGAUCAAAUACUUUAACAUAAACCGUUAGAAAAGUAGGAAAAAAUUGGCUGCUAAAAUCAAGUCAUCACCUCGUUAUUUUCACGUUUCAACUCCUUCAAUUCCCUAUUUAUAUCCUUCAUCAAGACUCGACCAAACCCAAUCAAACAAACACAACGCAACUCAACAAAGCAAAACUCAAAAGGAUUAUUUUCUCUUCAAACACAUCUCUCAAGGAAACAUGAAUAUGGGAAUGGGUUUAAUGUUGCUUACAGUUUUCAUGGCUGUGAUGUCUUCUUCAAGAGUCUCUGCUCAGACAAGUUGCACGAGCGCGUUGAUCAGCAUGGCACCAUGUCUUAACUACAUAACCGGAAACACUACAACUCCUUCUCAGCAAUGCUGCAGCCAGUUGAGUAACGUAGUCCAGUCUUCUCCUGACUGUUUAUGUCAAGCCCUCAACGGUGGAGGCUCUCAGCUUGGGCUCAACAUUAAUCAAACACAGGCUCUUGCUUUGCCAAGGGCUUGUAAUGUUCAGACUCCUCCUGUCAGUAGCUGUAACGGUGGUGGUUCUAAUGCUGAUUCUCCUGCGGAUUCACCAAAAUCUUCAGGACCAGGAAAUGGAUCGAAAACCGUACCAGUAGGAGAAGGAGACGGAUCAUCGUCUGACGGAAGCUCUAUCAAGUUCUCAUAUCCUCUUCUUGCCUUCCUUUCCGUGGCUUCCUACAUGGCAAUCUUCUUGAAAUACUGAUUUUCCCCCAUCCACUUUCUCCUGAAACGAUUAAGCUUUUAUGCCACUUAGAUUGCAUUAUUUAUUUGUCUCUAUUUGUUCAUAUUUUGUUGUGAUUAUGUGUGAUGUAUUAUUAAAUGCUCUGUCAAUCCCUACUCACAGGUGAUAUUGGUAUGUAGCAACGGAGAGCAUGUUGGAUCUCUUUACCUUUUACAAUAAAUAUUAUUUUUUCGGAACACAUUCUAA